Cotesia glomerata is the source of this 1176-nucleotide messenger RNA. RefSeq names its product selenoprotein V-like. The coding region runs from base 1 to 1176 and encodes 391 amino acids. NCBI's taxonomy places the organism in Eukaryota, Metazoa, Arthropoda, Insecta, Hymenoptera, Braconidae. The transcript has 2 exons. The record is from RefSeq and is a predicted model, not a curated record.
AUGAAUCCGGCACGUUCUCGUGGUAAAGCAACGCUCAGAAUGAAAAGCACGCGGGGCCAGGGUGUAGGAAGAGGACGAGGACGAGGACGAGGUACACAAGGACCAAGAACUUACGCCAACGUAGUGGUGGAUGUUCCUGCUUGUGCCCCCGGACCAGCUCCAGCUUUAGCUUUAGCCCCCGGACCAGCUCCAGCUUUAGCCCCUGGACUUCUUCCAGCUGCUCCUCCAGCUCCAGCUGCCGUUCCUGCCCGAGUCCGGCAACUACUGCCAGCAGCUCUUCCAGCUCCAGCUCCAGUUCCUGCUCGAGUCAGUCAACGACCGCCAGCUGCUUCUCUAGCUCCUGCUUCUGUUCAACUACCGCCAGCUCUUGCUCCAGCUUCUCUUCAACUACCGCCAGCCCCAGCUCCAGCUCCUGUUCAACUACCGCCAGCCCCAGCUCCAGCACCUGUUCAACUACCGCCAGCCCCAGCUCUAGCUCCUGUUCAACUACCGCCAGCUCCAGCUACAGCUCCUGCUCCUGUUCAACUACCGCCAGCUCCAGCUACAGCUCCUGCUCCUGUUCAACUACCGCCAGCUCCGGCUCCUGCUCCGGCUCCGACUUCUGCUCCAGUCCCCAGCGCAGCUUCUGCUCAAGUCCCUGAUGCAGCUUCUGUUCAAGUGCCUGACGAAGCUUCUGCUCUAGAUUUAAAGUAUAAAGGUAUUCUAAAACAAAAUCGUAACCUAAAAAAAAAUAUGAAGCGACUGUUAAAAAAACAGUCAACUUCUCAAGCUAGCCACGGUCAAUCAACAAGUCAAAUACUCACACAUCAGCCAAUUGCUCAUCAGGCUAACACACAUCAAACGCCCAAUCCUCCAGCACUCCUGUAUCAAGCAAACGUUCCUCGUGCAGUUAAUACUGAACCAUACAUUCAACAGAUGCACAAAAUAGAACCCCAGUCUAUCGUACCUCAAUAUCAACCUGUUUCUGCACAAACAUUAUUUCACCAUUCGCUCGUACAGCAACAAAUGCUACAACAAUCCUUAAUUAAUCAGAUUAAUCUGCUGCAGCACUCUAAUGCAUUCAUACCUCAUGCAGGACAAUUCAACUUCCCACAAAUUCUCACUCGGGAACAGCUUAUGCAGCAAUUAUUACAGCAAUUUUUGCAAAGUGCACAGCUCAGCAUCAAUUUUAAAUAA